Archocentrus centrarchus (flier cichlid) is the source of this 1076-nucleotide messenger RNA. RefSeq names its product caveolin-2-like. Lineage: Eukaryota; Metazoa; Chordata; Actinopteri; Cichliformes; Cichlidae. Gene Ontology annotation, molecular function: molecular adaptor activity. Bases 96 to 599 code for a protein of 167 amino acids. The record is from RefSeq and is a predicted model, not a curated record. Gene Ontology annotation, cellular component: sarcolemma; focal adhesion; caveola. Gene Ontology annotation, biological process: cell differentiation; caveola assembly; regulation of cytosolic calcium ion concentration. The transcript has 3 exons.
UGUCAGCAACAAGCCAGCCACCCUCCAGCCACAGCUACAACCUUGCUUAUCCUCCAUGUUUUCGAUGAUAGCAGGCAGGGACACAACUCAGCUUAAUGGAAAUGGAGGACGAGGGAUUGAAAGAGAAGAGACCAUUGGGGGAACUGCAGGAAGUAAAAGUGGAUGUUCACUCUGAAGAUCUGGACUUCAUCCACAGUGACACAAGGCCUGUGAUUCAUGACAGGGAUCCCAAAAGAGUCAACACCAGUCUUAAGAUCAUGUUUGAGGAUGUGAUUGCAGAACCCCCCUCUGUGCGCAGCUUUGAUAAAGUGUGGCUCUGGAGUCACGCCCUGUUUGAGGUAUCCAGACUAUGGUGCUACCGAUUCAUCUCUCUCCUGCUGGCUGUGCCAGUCUCACUGGCAGCAGGACUCCUCUUUGCUGUGCUCAGCUGCCUUCAUAUCUGGUUGAUCGUGCCAUGUGUGCAGCUCCUUCUCAUCAAUAUGCACUGGGUACAGACUGUGUGGGCCAGCAUAGCGAACAUUCUUAUCAGUCCCUUCUUUACCAGUGUUGGGAAGUGCUGUGGUCAAGUCACCAUCCUUCUGGCAAAAGAUGAAAAAUGAUAGAAACACACAAUGAUAGAAGUGUUUGGUUAAAACAGAAAUCAUGGUGUAAAAAGAGGUGGACUGCAGACUGCAUACUAAUUCCUUAGAGGGAAAUGAUGAUCUGUAUUUUAACCAUCUCUGAUUGUUCUGUUUUUAUUCACCUGUCAUUUUAUUUGUCAUGCUGAAAUAUUCCUCAAGCUUUCUGCUUUCUCAUUACGAUGUUGUGUUAUGUAUAAAGCUAUUAAGCUUUCUUCUUCUUCUUCUUAAGUUUUCUAGAUAAGGGUAACACAAAAAAGACUUCCUGAGGAGAGUUAAAAUAAACGAUACUAAAACGUGUGGCGCACACACGUAAACGAGAUUCUGCUGAAAGCAAAGUGAAUGAAAAAUAUUGCUGUUAAUUUGCAAAAAUUAUCUACCCAUAAAAUUGAGCCACUAAACAGCCCUCUGGAUGGACUGAUGUGUAUCUGAGGUCGAUGAUGAUGCAGCAACACAAAU